Messenger RNA from Trichophyton verrucosum HKI 0517, 768 nucleotides. RefSeq lists its product as uncharacterized. NCBI's taxonomy places the organism in Eukaryota, Fungi, Ascomycota, Eurotiomycetes, Onygenales, Arthrodermataceae. The transcript has a single exon. Bases 1 to 768 code for a protein of 255 amino acids. The record is from RefSeq and is a predicted model, not a curated record.
AUGGAAGGCGGAUGGAACCAGAUAUCACCGCCAGCAGAUGCUAAGGAAACAGGCUUUCCAUCAACAAAUGGCAUAUCCGAGCAAUCUGCUAGGAGCUCCGGGGGAGACCUCGUACGGACCCGUUCGAAGCCCUGGAGAUAUUCCCCGCGAGGUUUCGGGUCUCGAAAAAAUAAUGAGCUGCUAGAUUCUAGGAAAGGAGGUAAGGAGGAUACAUCAAUGAUUUCAACAACGAAGGACAAAGCCGACUUUGUCUACAAACCUGCCAGUGGUGAAUUCCUGAAGACUAUGGCCGAGCUAGGGAAGCCGAAGAAUGGACGUUAUUCUUCUGAAAUGACCCGUUCCGUUGUUAACAAUCGCCAUACCUCAUUGCAAAGCAAUAGCUCUUUAGAGCCGACACUUCCUGGAGAGAUCCCACGACACCCCUUCCAUCAAGACUUCUCGACACGCAGUCAGUCUCCUGCUAAUCAAACCCUUUCCAACAAGUCCUCCAGCCCAACAGAACAUUACUUUGACCAGCGAACUCCGGCUACAAACCACAGCACAUCAGCGCGAAACUCAUCUGCUAGGGAUGAAGACUGCAGCAGCUAUGUGUCGCCAAUGGACGUCGAGAAAUCUCCUCGAUCCAUAAUAUCAGACACCGCCGCUGUGCCAACCUAUUUACCUUCCAACCCUGCUCCGUCAGAACAAAGCCGAAGGAAACGAAAGGCCAAACAAAAGCGAGUGGUGACUUCUGAAAUGGUACCCUCCACGAACGACCUUUUUGGCUGA